UUGACCGCUAUACAUUUUAUGUUUAUGUUGUUUUAUUUUAUUAAAUCAAAAUAGGCGACCAAGCUUGGUAAGUUAGCUAACGGCCGAGCUGUUUUGUGUAGCUAAGUUAGGCUACAUCGUACAUUACGGUAACUUACUCCGCGUCAUAAGGAGGUCAAAGGACUACUGCACACAUUUCUGCAGGCAGGCGGUCGUGAGUUUCCUAUUUUAUCUGAUUUUAUAAGUGAAAACGUUCGUGUCCGUGUUUAUGAAUCUGCUAAUCAUGCUCUAAAUAUCUGUGGGUAGUGCAGCUUGCAGUCACAGCUGUGUUAUGGCUCCUUUAGUGAGCUCCUCGUUAAUGUCACCUGUCAGACUUUGUUGUUUACAUCGCAGUUUGUGUUGGAGAUCCACCAGGACGCUCUCUGCAGCCGGCUUGGCUCAAAGGAGUUUAUUGUGUCCAUCUCAAGGUGCAGCAGCUCUGUGCAGACAAACAAACUCUCCCUGGUGGAAUGGGUCUCGGGGAUUUUCCUCCCGUGGUGACGGUGCAGCCGUGGAGCAGCAGACCCUGCAGGACAUCGCCAAGAGCAUCAGAGAGCAGCAGUACAAGAGGGUGGUGGUGAUGGCCGGAGCCGGGAUCAGCACACCCAGUGGCAUCCCAGAUUUCAGGUCUCCCGGCAGCGGCCUAUAUGACAACCUGCAGCAGUAUGACCUGCCUUACGCCGAGGCCAUAUUCGAGAUAAACUUUUUCCAUCAAAACCCUAAUCCCUUCUUCGCCCUGGCCAAGGAGUUGUAUCCUGGGAACUAUCAGCCCAAUCUGACCCAUUAUUUUGUACAGCUGCUUCACAAGAAGGGUCAGCUUCUCCGGAUGUACACGCAGAACAUCGACGGGCUGGAACGAUUGGCAGGGAUCCCUCCUGCGAUGUUGGUUGAGGCCCACGGUACAUUUGCCACCGCCACCUGCACCGUCUGUCUGAAGAGGUACGAGGGAGACGAGCUACGACCAGACGUGAUGAGCGGGACGGUCCCGAAGUGCUCCACCUGUAAGGGCGUGGUCAAGCCUGACAUCGUGUUUUUUGGAGAGGAGCUUCCGGUGCACUUCUUCAAGUACCUGACAGACUUCCCACUGGCAGACCUCCUCAUCGUCAUGGGCACCUCACUGGAGGUGGAGCCCUUCGCCAGUCUGGCAGGAGCUGUGCGCAGCUCUGUCCCCCGACUGCUCAUCAACAGGGACCUGGUGGGGCCGUUCGCCUGGAGUCGGCGGCCCAACGACGUCGUGCAGCUGGGUGACGUGGUCAGCGGUGUGCAAGCCCUGGUCGACGCCCUCGGCUGGACUCAGGAGCUGGACGCUCUGAUGGCGGCUCAGAAAAGGACAACAAAGACAGAAGAGUGACCAUUUCACCACAUCACGCUGGAGAUGGUGUAGAUGACGGGGUUGAGAGCGCUGUUGACGUAGCCCAGCCAGGUGACGGUGCUCAUCAGACCGGGAGGGAUGUCGCACGUCAGACACACGGCUCGCGUCGUGUGGACCACGAAGAACGGAGUCCAGCAGAACAAGAAGCAACCUGCAUGAAAAUAUGGAGAGAGAGCUUCAUUUAAAUCAUCAAGCUUCAUCUGUGCAUCUCUUUAAAUCCUAACUUAAAACCCCAGACCUUGUUUUUAACAGUGAUAGAUUCACUACUGCAUGGAGCAGCAUCUUAUGAGUGAGUAAGUCAAUAGAGUUUAUUUAUAUAGCACCUUUCCCGGAUAAAAAUCCCAAAGUCCUUCAGAAUAAAAUGAGAUAAAAACUAUACUUCAAAAUAUAGAAAUACAUAGGAAAAGCAUAAAUUAGACGAGGGUGACUCGUCUAAUUAAAAGCCUGUUUGAAUAACAGAGUCUUCAAUUGCUUUUUUAAAAAAAUCAACAGAAUUUAAACAAUGUAGAGAGGGAGGCAAGCUUAGGUGCCACUGCUUGAAAUAAUCGAUCAUCUCUCGUCUUAAAAAUAAGUGUGGGGAACCACUAACAGCUGAGACUACCGGUGGAAGUAUGAAGCUGUAUCAAAAGUCAGAGAUUUAAAGAGGAACAGGUCUGUGCAAGUCUUUAAAAUACCUAUAAGAAUUUAAAAUUGAAUACUAAAUUAACCAGUGAAGUGAUGCUAAAACAGUUGUAGUGUGCGCUCUUGAGUCGCAAAAUGUGACAGUAUGCAUGUGGCGGUUGUUAUUCUCUUUCCAAUCAUGCCUUUUUUGGUGCCAGUCGACAAUGUGAGCUGUCAGCGGGCUCCAAGCAUUAAAGUUUCAGCAUGGUGAAUAAAAUCUUGUUCUUUAAAUUGGGCUGUCAUGGGUCGGCUGAGUGAAGGCAGGGAGCUGAGGUGAGGAAAGAGUCCAAACAAGGGUAAUUCCAACAGAAACAUAAUCCAAAAACAAGGAACAAAGUACUAUCCAAAGGUAAGAUCCAAAAACACAGCGAACAGAGCACAGGAGAACACUCAACAUAUGACGCAAGGACAAAGACUGAAGACACAAGCAGGCAUAUAUAUAUACACACAGGGACUAAAGGUGAGGAGGAUCAGGACUAAUGAGACACAGGCAGGUAGAAAGACAGCAGGGGAAAAAGACAGACACCAAUAAUGCCAUAGGGAAACUAAUAACCAGGAAGAAACAGAAUAUAAAUUACUGAACCAGAACAUAAGCAGACAGAUCACUAAUAUACCAAAAAACACAACUAACAGGGAAAACAGACUGAACUAAGAUUAUACAGAACGCAGAGCAAACAUGGACAAAAUAAUAUCGAAGUACACGGACCAGGAGUAGACACUAAGACACAGAUAAGAAUA
Molecule: messenger RNA, 2788 nt
Organism: Micropterus dolomieu (smallmouth bass)
Lineage: Eukaryota; Metazoa; Chordata; Actinopteri; Centrarchiformes; Centrarchidae
Gene: sirt3
Product: sirtuin 3
Exons: 9
Coding region: 311-1369 (352 amino acids)
Molecular function (GO): histone deacetylase activity, NAD-dependent; NAD+ binding
Source: RefSeq, a predicted model, not a curated record